CAGUAAUACACUACGCGUCUCUACUGCGCAGACUCACUCAGGGACGAGAGUCUCGCUUCCCACAGAGGAUAUCUAGUCUCCCUAGCAAGCUCUUAGGAGCGCAUCACCACCAGUAAAGCUGUAUAAGCACCGGGUUGACGGGUCCGAGGGUAGUGGCGCGUCGUAUGGGGAGCUGCCCGCUGAAAUCGCCAUGAGCUACAAACCCAUUGCUCCUGCCCCAUCCGGCUCCAACCACACACCUCCAGGCUCCUCGGUGCCCUCUCCAUCCCUGCCCUCGUCAUCCAACUUUAGGCCGGCUUUUAGUGACUUUGGCCCACCCUCCAUGGGCUUCGUUCAGCCUGUCAAAGUGUCUCAAGGAUCCACCUACAGUGAGCUUCUGUCUGUCAUUGAGGAAAUGAGCCGUGAGAUCAGGCCGACAUACGCUGGGAGCAAGAGCGCUAUGGAGAGGCUAAAGAGAGGUAUAAUCCAUGCUCGUGCACUGGUCAGGGAGUGUCUUGCAGAGACGGAGAGAAGCGCCCGCACAUAACCUUUUCAAAAGCUCCCUACAUGCCUCACUCUUUCCCGAUAUAAAUCUGUCCCCAUAGUCUGUUUUAUAGCCAUAUCUUUUCCCUUUUUUGCACUUUCUUUGAUAGCUUUUUAAAGGUGCACUUUGUCCUUGUCUCCACUGUUCCCUGCGUUCCACCAAACUAUUGUGUUCAUGACAAACUUUCUGUGAACUGUGGGGUGUAUGCAAAAUGCAGUUUUGUAUCCCUUUUGAAAUUAGUGUGGUGAAUUUCUACACAUUUUAACGUUGAGCUGUGGGUAAAAACCUUCCUAAAAUGGAUGGGAAUUUUUUUUCAAUGAAAUCAAUGUUCCAGCUGCACCACCGUUCAAGUUUCUUUUCUGAUCGUCACUCUGCAACCACUGAAUAUUUUUUGUUAAUAUGGACAUUUUGAAUAUACCCCAUUUCUAUCAAUAUAUGCUUUUUCAUAUUUUGUAAUGUAAACACACAUUACAUGUUUCUCAAUCCCCAAAACACUGUAUAUCAAGUCAAUUUGUUAGUAUGGAAAUUUUGUAAACCGGAUUUUUGCAGUUAUCUAUGUAUAUCUUAAUUAAAUAACAGGAAAAACA
This is a messenger RNA of Cyclopterus lumpus (lumpfish), 1110 nucleotides long. RefSeq names its product cyclin-dependent kinase 2 associated protein 2 (gene cdk2ap2). The coding region runs from base 191 to 526 and encodes 111 amino acids. Gene Ontology annotation, cellular component: microtubule; cytoplasm; nucleus. The record is from RefSeq and is a predicted model, not a curated record. The transcript is spliced from 5 exons. Gene Ontology annotation, biological process: negative regulation of G1/S transition of mitotic cell cycle; regulation of microtubule cytoskeleton organization. Lineage: Eukaryota; Metazoa; Chordata; Actinopteri; Perciformes; Cyclopteridae.